Messenger RNA from Ogataea angusta, 765 nucleotides. RefSeq lists its product as uncharacterized. The coding region runs from base 1 to 765 and encodes 254 amino acids. Gene Ontology annotation, cellular component: endoplasmic reticulum tubular network. The record is from RefSeq and is a predicted model, not a curated record. The transcript has a single exon. Gene Ontology annotation, biological process: endoplasmic reticulum tubular network organization. Lineage: Eukaryota; Fungi; Ascomycota; Pichiomycetes; Pichiales; Pichiaceae.
AUGCUAUCGGUGUUCAGAUCCAAAGGCUUCGACGCCACCAAGUUCGAAAAAAGUCUCAAAACUCUGUCCAAUAAGAUCCUCAGCAAGGAAAAAGCACUUCAUCGCUACAGGAACAACAAGGCGCACUACCGAAGGGCCGCCGUUCUCUACUUGUUUGCCAUAUACUCCAGUUACGCAUUCUACCUGUACUUGCGGGCAGAGAGGCUUUCCAGAGGCCAAUGGGCGCAUAUUGCCCUUCCUCCCGCGGUGAUAGUGUUGGUUUACAUCGCGAUUGGCCGCUUCUACAACUACCUCAUAACCAGCACCGAGCGCAGACUGGAAACACUCAAGGAGCAGCAUCAGGAAAAAAUCGCAGAGCUCAAGGAAAAAACCAAUUUCGACAAAACACACGAGCUGCUCAGCAGGUUCUCCAACGGCGAGGACCUGAAAGAGCUCGAGACCCAGGCGCAGGAGAUCAACAGACAGAAACAGGAGUAUUUGCAGCUGAUCAAGGACGGAAAGGCCCCGAGUCUCGACUCUGCCUCCAAGGACACCAAGACGUUCUACGACCAGUUUUUCAGCCUGCUGCUCGGCAGCGACGAGCUGGGCCCGGACAUGCGGUACGCGCUCAUUUGCAGGUCAUGUCUGCAGCACAACGGGCUGGCUCCCAAGGGAGUGGAGGCAGCACAGGUGAAGUACGUGUGUCCCAAGUGCGGCACGCUGAACGGCGCAGAGUUGGCGCAGGACACGGAAAACCACACACAAGUAGUAGACAAGACUACCUAG